Messenger RNA from Marchantia polymorpha subsp. ruderalis, 4471 nucleotides. Lineage: Eukaryota; Viridiplantae; Streptophyta; Marchantiopsida; Marchantiales; Marchantiaceae. The record is from the annotation of a GenBank genome assembly.
GGGGAUGUAUGUGGGUGCUCCACGGGCUGCUGCUGCUGCAGCUGCUGUUGCGUGCCACACGUUGAUCUUCUUUCCAUCCUUCGAUCGCUUGGUUCCAUCGCCUCUGUCGUGCCGGACGUCGUCGUCGACGACGAUCAUGGCUGCGUGCCGGGCUUGAGAUCGGCGGACUCGCUCGGAUGCGAGCUGCUCUGUUCCGUCGAGUUCCGUCUGGAUCCGACCCGAGUCGAAUCGGGGGAGGAGGAGGUGUGCAGCCUCCGUGCUCGCCGUGUCGUAUUGAUAAGUCUCGAGAUUUUACUGCUCUGGCGCAUGUCGAUCCGACAGUGGACAAAGUACGCGAACGGAAUGGGACGGGACGAGGCCAGGGACUCGAGGGGAGGCGAGUUAGGUGCAGCGCUGUCAUUAGGUGGUCUUGUGCGCUGUUGAAAUUGGUUGACGCGCUGGUCCGAACCGGAUUUUGGUCGUCAAAUCUGAUACUCGGAUAGACGAUAAGCUCCGCAAACUGGCCCGAGGGCUUCAUAGCUCCCCGUCCCUCGUGCAUUAAAAUAUUAGUUUCUCUGUAAUAGAAAACGUGCCGAAGAUUUAGCUGCCAGACUGCGAGACUGCGAGCCUAGUUCCGUUAGAUUGACCGAACGAGCGACCGCUCGGGGAGGAGGGACGAAGGGGCGAGGCUCGGACUGGGAAGAGCUCGAGGACCCGAGCUGCGAGCAGUGACUCAGAGAGCCGGGGACGAUGAGCAGAGAGCGCCAUAGAGCUCACAAUUGCAUAUACAUAGGAAGACUUGUGGUGAGGUCCGAGAGAAAAUUAAUUUUGUAUUGUCGGGGGAUGCUGUGCUGUGCUGAGCUGAGCUGAGCUGAGCUGAGGCCUUGCGCAGAACCGCCAGGGACUUGCGGAUCCGGGCGGAGGGGAGGGGAGGGGAAGGGAGGGGAGGGUCGGUAUUGUGCUGCUGCUGCUGCUGCCGCUGCUCGCUGUAAGUGUUCGGUCGAGGCCAGACUAAUAAUGACUAAUAGAAGCGCGGCGGGAAAUUGGAGCUGAGGAAGGCAGACUCUCGAGUCGUUGCUUUCGGAGUAGCGCCGGGGCCGGAUUCUAUUUGGAGCCCCGAUUGUCCAGCAGGAGCAGCAGAUCUGUGAUGCUGUCUAGCUCUGCUGGCAAUUAAGCCAAAGCUCGUGGUCAUUCUGUGGAGCGAAGGCUGUGGCGAUAUUGCGUAUGCACUAGUCGGUCGGGAAUGCUGGACGAUCUGUCCCUGCUGCGCACGAGCAGGACUUGCAGCAGAGAGGGCGCUAAGCGAAGGGGAAAGGCAGAAAUUUGACCUGAGCGAGCGAGAGAGAGCGAGCAGGCAGCAUAAGGGGAUGAGCAGUGACAUCCUCUGGUGCAGGGGAGCCUAGAAUUGGUCGUUCUAUCGCCUGGCGAAGCUCGCCUGUAGUUUGUUCUCUGCAGGCAGGGAAUGGGAAGCCAGCAUAGCCUCUGCUCGGCCGAAGCCAUCACCUGGAUUCAUCUCUGAUCGCUUGAUUGCUGUAGCCUCCGGAUAGACGAGACGAUAGGCGAGGCGAGGCGAGGGGAGGAAAGGAGCAGAGGACUAGUGUGGAGUGGCGCUGCUGUCGGUCUGUCGGUCUGUCUCGACGGUUCUCUCGUCGCAUGAAGGCCGACAACGCUGCCCAGCCUUUUCCCAGGAUACCGACUCACGGGUCACGAUUGACUGGCGGAAUUCCUCAGGUUGGUAGGGAAAUUUUCUAGGCACUGAGCACGUUGACCAAUUCCGAUCAGUGGGAGGAUUGUGCUGGAUACGAGGGUGAGGUGAAGUUGGAGCAUCCAUCGUCAGAAAGUCGUAACUGGAUGGACAGUUUCAUCUGGAAUUGUCAGGAAGCCACAGCAGUUUGACUGUCAUGCGAAUCGCAGUGUCUGUCCAUGGAAAUUAGAUUGCAGGGGUGGUAGCCACUGCACCUUUGCACGGGGAACUUCCAUCCACGUCCGGCACGCGUUGGCUGCAGUGAAGCUGUGGACUAAUCUAGCUAGCCACAUGCGCAAGCUUGAACGACAUGUUUCGCAUAUUGCAGAGGAGCUGGAGAUGAAAUUAGUCAGUAUGAAAGUACAAACAGAGUGGUGAGGGGUCAGGGGUAGAAGCAAGCGAGGGGAAAGGCAAUUAUCAUCGGCAGUGAAUUUCGCGCACAACAGACAGUUGCCCUGGGUCGGAACGGACGACUGGAGCACAUGGUGUAAAGAAAUUCAUGCGCUUUCGGUCCGCUACAACGAAGGGCCGACCUAUUGAUUACGAUGACUACCUUAUUGUAUAACAGGAAGGUCGUAGCGCUAGACUCUUCCGAAUUAGAGUACUGCACUAGAGACAUAGAUUGAUAGGUAGAUAUUCCUCCAGGCAUCUCUCUCUAUCUCUUUCUUUCCUGCCUGUCUGUUGGUUGUUGGUAUGGGAGGCGAAGGAUACGAUUUCGUGAGGAGAUCUAGGCAAUUCUACGAGUGCUCCUUAGAUAGAGACGAGAUAUCGCAUGUGAGAUUUGCGUGACAGCAGCAGCUGCUGCUCUGUUUGACGGGAGGAAGAGAGAUCAGAGUGGAGUUUGCAGGCACAAAAUUGCCACGGCCAGCACAGAUCGAUUUGUGGCGUGGUCGGGCACUAGAGGAGUUGAUCAGGUUGCGCAAAGUUGUGCAUGGAUGGGGACACACAUGUCCCGUGCGGUUCGGGCCCACGAUUCGAGUCAGAGUUUGAGAAGCUUGAAUUUCAAUAAACAGGAGGACAGCAGCGUCAAGAACAAAUCCAACACCAUGAAACAUCAUUCGAGCUCCGAGGAGCUCGAUUCGAUGCCUGAUGAGAACGAGCACUCUCAUCACUCCACGCACUCGAAUCAGUCGCAUCGGUCCACUCCGUCUUCCAGGGACACCCCGCAGAAGCCCAUGCAUCGAAAUCACAGCUUCGGUGACAUCCAUCUCAUGAGGAAUGCUGCGAAACACAACAACAUGCCCCGAAACAGCAGCUAUGGAGACGUCCGCAAACAUAGGCACCAUCAUGACCUCCACUCCGUCUCCAAGCGCUUUCAGCAGGUCCUCGGCCGCAGCGAGAGCUUCAGGGAGAGUCGCGAAAUCCAAGCAAUAACCUUCAAGAAAGAUUUUCAAACGCAUUACUCCUGCGACCUCAGAUCUCCCCUCUCCCAUGGCCGCUAUGCCACUGUCACUGCCGCCCUCAGCUACCUCACUGCCGAAAACGUAGCCGUCAAAAUCAUCAGCAAGGACAGACUGAGAUCCAAAGGAGUUCCUGCUCCGAGAGCAAAUGCACAUGAGAGGACCAUGCGGACCGCCAUCUUGAAUGGAAUCAAAAGCUGCUCAUGGCUGUACGACAAGAAAAGCGGUCGACGGUGUGCUGGUGAAAAUGUUAGAGUGGAAGUUCUGGCUUUACGAAACCUUGCCAAUCAACCCAACGUAGUCAAGUUCGUCGACGUUUUUGAGGAUGAAGCAUUCUUCUAUCUUGUCAUGGAGUUAUGUAAAGGAGGCAAUCUGCUGGAGAGAAUAAACAAAGUGAAGAAUAUGAAAGAAGCACAAGCAGGUCCUCUUCUGAAGCAAAUGUUGGCUGUCACCAAUGUCUGCCAUGCUCAAGGAAUUGCUCAUCGUGAUUUGAAACUCGAGAAUUUUGUGUUCCACUCUGAAACAGAGGACUACCCUCUCAAGUUAGUGGACUUCGGGUCUGCAGCAUUUUUCCGACAUGGACAAAACCGGCCCUUCAAAGGAGCGGCCGGUACAUUCAACUAUAUGGCGCCGGAAGUAUUCGAAUCCAAUUACGGGCCUAUAGCUGACGUAUGGAGUCUGGGCGUAGUUGGCUACUCGAUGUUAUGCGGUACCCUUCCUUUCAGUGGUACCACUUGUGAGGUACUCAAGGAGAAGAUAUUGCACGAUGAGGUUGAGUUUUCUCAUCCCGCAUGGGGUGAUGUCUCUGAAUGUGCUAAAGAUCUUCUGAAAAAAAUGCUGGAGAAGAAUCCGGACUUUCGGAUAACUGUUGAUGAAGCUCUAUCUCAUGCCUGGUUCAGACAAGGAGGUGGUGGUGAGGGAAGCAAUAGAUGUGGUGGCACGGAGUCAGAGUAACAUAACAAAAUGUUGCCGAAAUACUAGCCUCGUUUAGACUGUCUUCCAGGGAGCCAGGGUGGUCCGUGCACUCGGUCCUGGUAGAUACAGGUGGUCCUAGAUUUCUAAUUGGAUAUCUAGGUAGAUCGUCACUUAUGCAGGAUAGGGCCUGUGGGACUACUUGGACCAUGUUUGGGAGUACUGAUCAAAUAUAAUCGCAAAUGGAUUUUCCGGGUCCCUUGUAAUAGUUUUAACAUUAGAGUUUUGAUGCUGCUGGUACUUGUAAUUUACACCUUGUGCAGAGAGGUUUCCAAAGCUGUUCAAGACAGUUGGCGUGAAAUCAGAAGCCAAAGCCAUUAUUGUUAUUUUCCUCAAAUGUGUUCAUAUGACGGAAAGUUACCAAUUUAUACCUCCG